AUGAGCCCUGAAAACUGGACUCAGAUAACAGAGUUUGUCCUUCUGGGAUUCCCCAGUAGCCACAUCCUGCAGAUCCUGAUGUUCUUGGGGUUAAUGGCAACCUACGUUACAACAGCCACAGGCAACCUGCUAAUUAUCGUGCUCUGCUGGAUGGACCGUCGCCUGCACACCCAGAUGUACUUCUUCCUGAGAAAUCUAUCCUUCCUGGAGCUGUUACUGGUGUCUGUUGUGGUCCCCAGGAUGCUUGUCAUCCUGGUCACAGGAGAUCAGAGCAUCUCAUUUGCCGGCUGCAUCACCCAGUCCUACCUCUACUUCCUCUUGGGCACCACCGACUUCUUCCUGUUAGCUGUCAUGGCUCUGGAUCGUUAUGUGGCCAUCUGCCGACCGCUCCACUAUGAGGUCCUCAUGAGUGGCCCUGUGUGUUCCCGGCUAGUGCUGGCCUCCUGGCUGGCCGGAUUCCUCUGGGUUCUCUGCCCCACCAUCCUCAUGGCCAGCCUGCCUUUCUGUGGCCCCAACGGUAUUGACCACUUCUUUUGUGACAGUUGGCCCUUGCUGAGGCUCUCCUGCGGGGACACCCACCUGCUGGAGCUGGUGGCUUUUGUGCUGUCCACGUCAGUGUUGCUGGGCUCGCUGGCCCUCACCUCGGCAUCCUACAUCUGCAUUCUGGCCACUGUCCUCAGGGCCCCCACGGCAGCCGAGCGCAGGAAGGCCUUCUCCACGUGCACCUCGCAUCUGACCGUGGUGGUCAUCGUCUACGGCAGCUCCAUCUUUCUCUACAUCCGCCUGUCGGAGGCUCAGUCCAUGCUGCUCAGCAAAGGCGUCUCGGUGCUGAGCUGCAUCCUCACCCCGCUCCUGAACCCGUUCAUCUUCACUCUCCGCAACGACAAGGUGAAGCAGGCCCUGAGGGAGGCCGUGUGGCCCAGGCCUGUGGCGGAGAGGAUACGAGGAGGGUCACGCGGCAAAGGAAAUGCUCCUCUUAAGAGGUCAAAUGUUCACUGGAAAUUUUUUAAACACGGUAGAAGUUUAGAGGGCUCAGGCAACGCCCUGCUCUUUAAACAACAGUCUUCACAAAUAUCCAAAUACAGUGUCGCCUUCACUGCCCUGCCAUCUUCCUUGGGCCUCCUGGUUCCGCGGAAGGCUCACCCAACCGGUCAAAUUUCAGGCUUCUGGUAA
Otolemur garnettii (small-eared galago) is the source of this 1173-nucleotide messenger RNA. Its product is annotated as olfactory receptor 6T1. Bases 1 to 1173 code for a protein of 390 amino acids. Lineage: Eukaryota; Metazoa; Chordata; Mammalia; Primates; Galagidae. Gene Ontology annotation, cellular component: membrane. Gene Ontology annotation, molecular function: olfactory receptor activity; G protein-coupled receptor activity. The transcript has a single exon. The record is from RefSeq and is a predicted model, not a curated record. Gene Ontology annotation, biological process: G protein-coupled receptor signaling pathway.